UAAUUUUUAAAAUAUCAAAAGUUUGCGAAUUUGGCAAAUCUUCAAAUGAGAAAGCGAGAUCGAGGCUGGUUGGCAUUCAUUCAAAAUGGCGACCAACCACGGUAAUGUGAAAAUCAUUGCAGAUGAUUCUCAAUUUCAGCCAGAACUAAGCAACGCAGGAAGCAAGCUUGUGGUUGUGGAUUUUCAUGCUACAUGGUGUGGUCCUUGCCUUAAAAUUGGUCCAACAUUCGUGAAAUUCAGCACAAAGUAUAAUAAAGCAGUUUUCUUAAAGGUUGAUGUUGAUCAAUGUGCGGAUGUUGCUGCUAAGUAUGGGAUCACAGCAAUGCCAACCUUUUUAUUCUUUAAAAAUAAAGUUAAAAUAGAUGAAAUGCGUGGAGCAGAUGAGGCUAGUUUGGAGAAAAAGAUAAAACAGCAUAUUGGAGAUGAAGGCGGGGAAGACGAUGUUGGAGUAGCUGGCCAUGUUGAUUUGGGAAGCUUCAUUUCAAUGGCAGGAUGCGCAUGCUUGAAUGAAAGUGAUGAAAACACAUUUCAAAAUGCCUUGAAGAAAGGACCAACGUAUCUUGAAAGUGAUUGUGAUGAGGAGCUUCUUUUGACUAUCUCCUUCACACAACCAGUCAAGCUACACUCAGUGAAGAUCGCAGCUCCAGAUGAUGGCCGAGGACCGAAAACCAUCAAAAUUUUCAAGAAUCAACCAUCUGCUAUUGAUUUCGACCAAGCAAAGCGAAUGGAAGCUUUACAAACUCUUAACUUAUCCAGCGAUGAUAUCGAUGGAAACCAAAUAAUUGAACUGAGAUAUGUGAAAUUUCAAGAUGUGCAAAAUAUAAUUAUUUUUGUUCAAGAUAACCAAGGAGGCGAAGAGACAACAGUCAUCGGUAAUUUGACCAUAAUUGGAAGUCCAAGCGAAGCUACGAAAAUGAGUGAUUUCAAAAGGGUUGCUGGGAAAGCCGGGGAGAGCCAUUAAAACAAAGGAAACAAGCACAUUGUUUGAAUGGUAGAUGCCCUAAUAGAGCGAUUACAUACAAUUUUGCGCAGCCUCGUUACCACGUGCUGCCUCGUUUUAAAGAUGGAAGGCUGCUUGGUAUGUGAAAAGUCCAGAAACAAUUUUGUUCAUGAAUAUCACUUUCUGAUUAUUGAGUUGAGUUAAGAUUCUAAACAUAGUCGAUAUGUAUUCAUCAUGAAUCGCUAAGGAUGAUUUAA
Molecule: messenger RNA, 1197 nt
Organism: Rhopilema esculentum
Lineage: Eukaryota; Metazoa; Cnidaria; Scyphozoa; Rhizostomeae; Rhizostomatidae
Product: thioredoxin-like protein 1
Source: RefSeq, a predicted model, not a curated record